UGAAGUCAAAGUCCCAGAUUUGGUCUGAAAAUUUAUGGCAGGAAUGCCAAUCCUAUGUAUAGAUAAACAAGUUAUUUAUAAACGACCAAUGACGUAACACUAUGCAGCUUUCAAUAAACACAGUGCAAUAUGGCUACAAUCGGAAUCCAAACAGUGAUAGUGUUUUCAUAUCUGGAAUAGCAUAACUUACGCUACAUUAAGAGAAAGGAACUCUUUAUUUAUGCCAAGUAGGUGCAGGCAGCCUAGUACCAGUACUUCUGUAGGCAAAAGAAAACGUCCACGAACUUGGACUGCUAAUUUUAUGUGCCUUUCAAACAAUCAUCAAAAUAAGGUACCUAACAGUGCUGAAAAAGAAUGCUUAUACAAGGCAGGUUUGGGUUUGAAAAAAGUAACUUUUGAAGGAGAUGCAAAAGAACAAAGUGUUCACGACACUCUUAUUAAAGCGUUUACAAAACUUGAACAGUGUGGGGGCUUUGAGCUAUUACAUUGUAACAGUUCGUGCAGAGAAUUGAAAAAACUUAAUUGUAAAUGGGAUGUUAAAACAUUGAAAAGUGUUGUAGGACCUCAAGGUAAAUUUUAUAUUAGACCCAUUCAAAAGUGUUUGACGGUUGAGGUAGUAACAGAAGAUGAAGAAACAGAGUUAAUGACAAAGUGUGACAUAUGCAAACAGGACGUUUCUUUAGGUCAGAUACGUAACCAUGUUGAGUCCUGUAUAGCGACAAAUCUGGACCAUACAGGAACGUACCUGUAUACUUCACAGGGAAAUUCAGAUGAAGAACUUCCUGAAAGUGCUUCAGAGAUAAUUCAUCAACAGGGGUUUCCCAUGGAAUUCCAUGAUUUACCAGAGAUUGCCAGCAUAACUUCCAUGGUGACCCUGGACAAUGUACUCCCGGGCAGUGAGGACCAGCAUAAUGGAGAUUAUUUAAGUACAAUUGUUAAAAAGUGUACUACAUUUUGUAAAUCCAAUGAUGUGUCUGAUCCUAUUCAUGUGCUAAAGAUCUUUCAAAAAGAGAUUGUCACUGGGAGACCAUUAGAACUAACAGAAGAGACAUCAUCUACGGGCAUUUAUGGUGAAACCAAUUUCAUUUUGGUAGACAGAGGCGAUCUACUGAAAACAGCAAUUGAGGAAAUAAGGGCAAUAAGCGACAUGAGGAAAUGCCUUGAAGUUCAGUUCUAUGGAGAGUGUGCUGCUGAUUUUGGAGGUCCAAGAAAGGAAUUCUUCUCUCUUGUCCUGCAUUGCAUUAAGGAAGAAUACUUCGAGCCAGUGAGAGAGUGGUCAGAUGACUAUGAAGCUGUUGGCAGAAUAUUGGCUCUGAGCACUAUUCAAAACGGAAGAUUACCUAGAAUUAUGUCAGCAGAGCUAGUGGAGAAAGUAUUCAAUCAAGUGCUGCCUGUAGACAAGUACAUCCAGGACCUAAGAAAAGGUCUUGACAGUCUUGGUCUUGUUCAGCUUGUUCAAGAACUGCCAGCUGUUAUUCACCUGUUCACACCUCAACAGUCGAAUCCUUUAACGUUGAAGAUGUUGACACACCUAUUGAAGCCACAGUUUAGUGCUGAAGGGUCAAACAGAAGACAGAGAGAGAAUUCCACAUACACGUUGUUCAUCAAAUACAUGCGUGAAGCUGCAAGUGGAAGAAGAGGUGCUGUAAAUCUUGGGAGCAUAUUAAGGUUUGCCACUGGUACAGAGGAGGAACCUGCCUUGGGCUUUGCUCUUCAGCCUUCCAUUCAAUUUAUGGAAAGUGCUAAUUUCCUGCCCACUGCAAAUACCUGCAUAAACAGAAUGAAUUUAUCAUUGCCAGAUGAAAGUAAUUCACUACCACUGCAAGAGGAACUGUUCAAUUUGUUCGAUCUAGCAUUUUGUAACACAUUCUUUGGUUUAGAAUAAAAAAUGACAUUCACAUAUAAUUAUACCCCCAUUACCAUUGGUAAUAGAGGCUAUAUGAGUCACUCUUUCGGUCAGUCGGGCUGUCCCAAAAAUUUCAUCUGAUCUUCACCAAACUUGGUCAGAAGUUGUAUCUAGAUGUUGUCAAGGUCAAGUUUGAAUAUGGGUCAUGCCAGGUCAAAAACUAGGUCACAGGUCACUAACUGCGUUUUAAACUGAAAGUUUGUCUGGACCAUAACUAGGGCUGUAACGAUACAUUCAAAUUGGACGGCAUGUAAUGCAAAAGAAUUCAAGAGCUCAAAGGUCAAAAUGGCCAUAAAAGACAAUGGCAUAAUCAUUCUUCCAAAUCGCCAUAAAUUAGCUUCUCUUGUUUUGUGAAGACAGCAUGCAAAAUAUUAAAUGUCACUGCAGCAUUUUGUGGUAUAUGUCACGUCUGUGACAAAGCUCUAGUUGUGUAUAUGUAUGUAGUAAAAAAUGUUUUGAAUGUAGUAUGUGAGUUAUAUUGGUGUAAUCAACAUUUACUUUGUGAACCCUCAAGAGGCCAACCUUUUUUUGCAAUCUUGAAACUUGGUCAGCACAUUUGUCCCCAUAACAUUAUUACCUCUCCUGAGCACUAUAGCCCCUAUGUUGAGCUUGUGUGAUAGUCCUUUGUUUUUUGUGCAUCGUCAAUAUAUGCCAUGUGAACGCUAGAGUCUACAUUUUUGUCCGAUCUAAAUAAAACUUGGUCAGAUAAUUAGUCCCAAUGAUAUCUGGACUCUGUUUGAAAUUGGGUCAUUUAGAUGUCAAACACUAGGUCAAAAAAGAAAAACCAUGUGAACACUAGAGGUCAAAUUUGAUGCCUAAUCUUCAUGUAAUUUUGUAAUAAUGUUUUUUUAAUGAUAGGUUCAUUGUUGGUUGAGCAUGAAAAUAAGCCUUUUUUCCAUGAACAUUUACAAAUUUUAAUGUAUUGUAGUGUACACAAUGUGUAAAGUAUAUCAAUUCUUUGAAUUUGUCUAUUAGCAUGUUGUUAAUUAUGUCUUAUUUACAUGCAAUACAUUUUGCUUGUUUACAUUGUAAAUGUGAUGUUCAUUGAAGUGUUGUCUGGGCUUGUUUCCUUCUUUUGCAGCAGCAAAGUAUAUUGACCCUUUUACCUAAGAAAAACUAUGCUGUUUACCUUCAAAUUUACUUUUAAAAACCAUAUCUCCUCAGUGGUAACUUUUCCUCAUAUUUAACAUUUUGACCAUUUCCCCAAAUAAAAAUCAUAAAAAUGACAUGUAAUUUGGUUUUGUUCCUAAUGGUAUGUAACCCCAUGUUUUUGUCAUAUUUUUAUGCCCCCCUUCGAAGAAGAGGGGGUAUAUUGCUUUGCACAUGUCGGUCUGUCCACCAGGUGGUUUCCGGAUGAUAACUCAAGAACGCUUGGGGCUAGGAUCAUGUAACUUCAUAGGUACAUUGAUCAUGACUCGCAGAUGACCCUAUCGAUUUUGAGGUCACUAGGUCUAAGGUCAAGGUCACGGUGACCCGAAAUAGUAAAAUGGUUUCCGGAUGAUAACUCAAGAACGCCUAUGCCUAGGAUCAUGAAACUUCAUAUGUACAUUGAUCAUGACUCGCAGAUGACCCCUAUUGAUUUUCAGGUCACUAGGUCAAAGGUCAAGGUCACGGUGACCCGAAAUAGUAAAAUGGUUUCCGGAUGAUAACUCAAGAACGCUUAUUCCUAGGAUCAUGAAACUUGAUAGGUAGAUUAAUCAUGACUCGCAGAUGACCCCUAUUGAUUUUCAUGUCACUAGGUCAAAGGUCAAGGUCAUAGUGACAAAAAAACAUAUUCACACAAUGGCUGUCACUACAACGGAGAGCCCAUAUGGGGGGCAUGCAUGUUUUACAAACAGCCCUUGUUGUGAUAUCUUUUUCAUUGUUUAAAAGUUUUUUUUCACAAAUUGUUACUUAUGAGAUAUUGUGACCUGUCUUUGUUGGUCGUCCUGUAUCUUGUGUCAACAUAUUUACUUAAAGGACAUCUCCUCCUUACCAGCUGGUCCAAUAUUAAUUAAACUUGGCAAGAAUGUUCCUUGCAUGAAGCUAUUUUAAAGUUUUUCAAACAAAAGCAUUCCAUGAACAACUGGCUCUUGUUGCCAUGGCAAGCGAAAGGAAAAACUUUAAAAAAUCCCAUCUGUUUUACCCCCACUACCAUUGGUGGUAGGGGGGGGGGGGGGCUAUAUAGGAAUCACUUAGUCUGUCUGUCCCAAAACUUUGUCCGGACCAUAACUUUGUCAUUAAUCGUAAUAUUUUAAAAUGACUUGGUUAAUUUGUGCACUACCUCCAAGUUCACGGACACACUUUGAGUUGGAAGGUCAAUAUUCCCAUAGACGAGUUUUUCUGGGCCAUAACUAUGUCAUUUGUUGUGAGAUUUUUAAAUCAUUUGGCAGGUUUGUUCACCAUCAUUACACGGUGUGUGAUGCAAAAAAAUUCUGUCCAUAUCACCAAGGUCAAGGUCACAUUUUUCAGUUCAAAGGUCAUAUACGGCCAUAAACUGACCUUGUCUGGGCCAUAACUAUGUCAUUCUUUGUGAGAUUUGUGAAUGACUCAGUGCAUUUGUUCACCAUCAUGGAACAGUAUGUCAUGUGAAAGAUCUACACCGAUAUCUCCAAGGUCAAGGUCACACUUGCAUGAUAAUAAAAUAUUCUUUAAAAUAAAAUAAAAUUAGUUUCUCUUACUUAGUGAAAACAACGUGUUAAAUAUUCAGUUAAAUAUUCAGUGUCAAUGCGGCAUGUAGGGGAAUCGUCAUGUCUGUGACAAAACUCUUGUUCAAGUUAUGCCCCUGGUACAAAAUUUGCCCCACCUUGAAGUAAAAUGUAUUUCUUUAUAUGAAAAUUGGAAAAACUUCAGCAAUUGCCUCCGAAACCACAAGGCAAAGCAGACAUUUGGCAUAAAACUUCUUUUAGUGCAUCUCUACUGAGACUGUUUAAAUUAUGCCACUGGGUGCAAAUAAUUGUGUGUAUAUAGUGAAAACUUUAAACAUCUCUGAAACCACCAGACCAAGACCACAAGAGCAUAGAUAUUUUACAGUAAACAUCAUCUAGUGGACCUCUACCAGGAUAACAUUAAUUAUAUCACUGGUUUGGCCCACCCCAGGCACAAAUGUGAUUUCCUUAAGAAUUUAUAGUCGCAGUGAAUAAGUUAAAACUAAACAAUCUUUUUCUUUCAACCAGCAAGGAAUAAAGUUCCCGUAUGUAUAAAAAAAAACAAGUCAGGUGAGCGAUAUAGGGCUAUCAUUCCUUUUUGUAAGUUCUUCUUGUCUGAGUUAUUGUCCUUUAAAGAUUCCUAUGUUAUUACAUGUUAAUAAGCGCAAGUUCUCUGAACCUUACACAUGUUCCAUUUUUCAGCCACUGUUGUAGGUGUAUUGCCAAAAUUAUAGACAAUUCACAUUCAGGAAGCAUAACCUUUGUGGUCUGUGACAGCGACUUGUACUUGUAAUUGCUUAGCAUGAAUGGCAAUCUUUUGAGACAAGACCAUAUGGUGCAGGUAAAGACGUAAUUAAUGAGCUAAAGGUAUAGUUCUAGCAAUAACAUGUUGCCCGUGUCCGUGUGAAUGACUUCAUGUGAUAUUUCUUUUGUACAACUUUGUGAAAGUAUGCACACGAGCUGCGUUCAUGUAAUUGAGAAUCUUAUUAAAUGUUUAGUUAUUU
This is a messenger RNA of Dreissena polymorpha, 5537 nucleotides long. RefSeq lists its product as uncharacterized. Gene Ontology annotation, molecular function: ubiquitin-protein transferase activity. Bases 221 to 1885 code for a protein of 554 amino acids. Gene Ontology annotation, biological process: protein polyubiquitination; positive regulation of protein catabolic process; proteasome-mediated ubiquitin-dependent protein catabolic process. Lineage: Eukaryota; Metazoa; Mollusca; Bivalvia; Myida; Dreissenidae. The transcript is spliced from 7 exons. The record is from RefSeq and is a predicted model, not a curated record. Gene Ontology annotation, cellular component: nucleus.